UUAACUUUUUAACGGUGGCGGCACUAUCUGUUUUGGUCUAGCCUGAAAGUCCCAAAAAACCUAACUAUCCUUUCUUUUGUAGUGUAGAGAUCCAUUAACGAACUGCACUUGGCUCGGAGGAUCUCAACCAGAAAAGGAAAGGCCCCAACUUCUUGCCUCAAACAGCGCGCUUGAGUUACUACUAGGACUAAUUCUCUUGUUUUUAGGGAUGAAACUCAACGCUCUAAUGCAACAGCAGCAGCAACAGCUGCAGGAGCCUCAGCCGGUAGGUAUCCAGAAUUCGAACCAGGUUUCACCAGCGGAUGCGCCGCCGAAGCAGGUGGCAAUGGCGAUGGAUAGACUGGCCCAAGCAGCUCGCCUCAUUGCUGACGUGAGGCUCGGCGCUGACCGCAUCCUCGAAGCACUUUUCAUCACGGCGCAGCCUCAUCAGAGCAACAAGCCCUUGCAAUUGUUCCGCAAAGAAGACACUGCCAUGCGGCAACACCUUGAAGAACUACGUUCCGUUGGAAGGCAGCUAGAAGAAUCUGGGGUUCUCAAUGAUUCUCUAAGAUCACGAAGCAAUUCUUGGGGUCUGCACAUGCCAUUGGUCUGCCCAGAUGGUGCAGUGGUUGCAUAUGCAUGGAAACGGCAACUUGCUGGCCAGGCUGGUGCAUCAGCUGUUGAUAGAACCAGGUUAGCUCUUAAGGCAUUCACAGAUCAGAAAAGACGUUUCUUUCCUCAUCUUGAUGAUGGAUUGGAUGGUCAAAGUGCUGAAUCAAUGCCAAAGAGACAUUGCAGUUCCCAAGUACUAUCAGCAGCUCUUCAAGAAGAUCUUAGUGAUUGCAAAACAUUAUCGGACAUUCUAGUACGUGUGGAGAAAGAAAUGCCUAAUUUGAAAGUUUUCACUUAUGAACGACUCGAUUGGUUGAAAAGAGCUUCUUCACUGCCAACUUCAGCAAAUGAGAAUCCUAUGGAAACAUCAAAAGAGCAUACUUUUCAUACUUUAAAUAAACUAAGAACAGGAUCGCAGGGCUCAUCUACCUCUGAUAAGGUUGCUGUAAUUGAAUUGUUGUUUCCCUCUGUCUUCAGAGCUAUUGUAUCAUUGCAUCCAGCUGGUUCUAUUGACCCAGAUGCCGUAGCUUUCUUUUCACCAGAUGAGGGAGGCAGCUAUAUACAUGCAAGAGGUUUUUCAGUUUAUCAUGUAUUUAGACAAACCACGGAGCAUGCUACAAUGGCUUUGCAACAUUUUCUUGGUAUUGGGACUGAAACAGCAUUGUACUUUCUUUUGCAUUGGAUUUGCAGCUAUCAAACACUAUUUACCAAAGUUUGCAGUAAGUGUGGGCGGUUAUUGGCAAUGGACCGAGAAUCAUCAGUAUUGCUACCUCCAGUUCAUCGGCCUUAUCGGCAUUUUUCUCCUUUGAAAGUUUCGACAACCCCUCCUAUUUCCUCUACCAAGGACCAGACACCAGGAGCUUAUCACAUUGGUUGCUUCUCAGAGGACAUGUCGUUUCCCAAAGGAUUGACAGGAAAGGUUAAGCAAGAGUGAAAUUUUUCGGGUAAGAUUUCCAGUUCACUGAAGAAUAGCAGAAAUAUGUAUUUCACUUAGAUGUAGGGGCUAAUAUCAAUUUGGAUUUGAAGAUCCGUGGCACUGACCCAAAAAAGAAAAGAAAAGAAUGUUGCUGUAGUUUGCGUCAUAAUUAUAAUUCAAUGCACUUUGACAACUUUUAGAUACGAGUGUGAAUGUGUGAUUACAGAAUCAUUGUAUAGAUUUAACCGUAGAAUGAUUCGUAUUAAAUGCUAUUUGACCGUGUGAUUUACGAGUCCUUGUAUUGUAUAGGUUUACCCGUAGAAUGAUAUGUACUCCGUUCAUUUUGAAGACAUAUUUUAAAAACCGACAUUGCACAAAGAUUGGUUUGCUUAACUGUUA
This is a messenger RNA of Jatropha curcas, 1906 nucleotides long. RefSeq names its product mediator of RNA polymerase II transcription subunit. The record is from RefSeq and is a predicted model, not a curated record. Gene Ontology annotation, biological process: regulation of transcription by RNA polymerase II. Gene Ontology annotation, molecular function: transcription coactivator activity. Gene Ontology annotation, cellular component: mediator complex. Lineage: Eukaryota; Viridiplantae; Streptophyta; Magnoliopsida; Malpighiales; Euphorbiaceae.